AGAACACUCACCGGGACAUGGAUAUAGCUGUCAGGCAUUGCACAGCCACCACAUAACCUAGCUUCUGUUCCUGGCGAGUAAAUUUGUUAAGACACCGCAGGACUGUGUCGUUCAUUGAGAACAUGCAUCUAAAUCGCCUUUGCGGUCUUUUCUAUCAGCUGUGCGUUUUGGGCAUGUAUGCCACUGCAGAUACUCAGUCUUCCCAGGACACGGAGUUUGAAAUCGUAUUCCCAGAGUUGUUUCCAGACACAAGUCCACCGCCUCCCGAUAAACCAAAUAUCCGAGAGGCUGACGCCAACGCCGGGAGCAGUUCUCGGGAGGUCCGCUCCAUUUCAAAUUGGGAAAGCUACGAAUCGCAUGACCUAUACCGCCAGGAACGACCAGGACUGCAAACCAAAGCUGAUUCUGGUCUGCGUCUCAAACUCUCUGCCUUUGGAAAAGAUCUGGAACUCAUAUUGAAUCAGGAUACGCGUUUCUUGUCCCAGAAAUUCAUGGUAGAGAAGAGACCGAAAGCACGAAAGGCAUCCCAGCGCAGCCCGCCAGCUUUCUCAUCUGCCAACGCAGAGGCAGCCUGUUAUUACAGCGGGACUGUUCUCAAUUACGCAGGAUCCAUCGCCACAUUCAGCACCUGUGCCGGUCUGAUGGGAUUCAUCCAGCUCGGGGAGGACUUCCUGUUCAUCGAGCCAUGGAACCGCACGCUGGCCGCCACGGGACACGCUCCGCACCGACUGUACCGGCAGAAGCGCUCGCCGGCCAAACAGUCUGCGCCCAAAUACUGUGGAGUCAUCCCUGAGAAGCACAAGGCGAAGAGCAGGAAGCAGCAGGAGACGAGCAGCAGGGGGAAGCGCUACUCCUAUAAGCUGCAGCAGGAGUACAACGUGGAGACGCUGGUGGUGGCCGACCCCGCCAUGGUCAGCUACCACGGGGCCGAGGCGGCCAAGCGCUUCAUCCUCACCGUCAUGAAUAUGGUCUUUAACCUGUUCCAGCACAAGAGCCUUGGAAUACAGAUCAACAUCCGUCUGACCAAGCUGGUACUGCUGUCAGAAACACCAUCGGACAUGUACAUCGGCCACCACGGAGAGAAGAUGCUGGAGAGCUUCUGCAGAUGGCAGCAGGAGGAGUACGGUAGGAAGAGCACCAUGUCCGACUUCAGCUCAAGAUGGAGGGACGACAUCCCUUCCGUCGACUCGGCCAUCUUGAUUACCAGGAAGGAUUUCUGUGUCCAUAAGGAUGAGCCGUGUGAUACAGUCGGUAUUGCGUACCUGAGCGGCAUGUGCAGCGAGAAGAGGAAGUGCAUCCUGGCCGAGGACAACGGCCUCAGUCUAGCCUUCACCAUCGCACACGAGAUGGGACACAACAUGGGAAUGAGCCACGAUAACGACCACCCGGCCUGUGCGGACGGUCUCCACAUCAUGUCUGGCGAGUGGAUCAAGGGACAGAACCCCGGAGACGUGUCCUGGUCCACCUGCAGCCGAGAGGACGUGGAGAAGUUCCUCAGGUCCAAAGCCAGUAGUUGUCUGCUGCAGACUGACCCUCUGAGUCUGAACUCGGUCAUCUUGCCGUCCAAGCUGCCGGGCAUGACCUACACAGCUGACGAGCAGUGCCAGAUCCUCUUCGGACCCUCCGCCUCACACUGCAGCAAGAUGCAGUACGUCAUGUGUUCUGGUCUCUGGUGCCACGUGGAUGCGGAGAAGGACUGCAAAACCAAACUGGACCCUCCCAUGGACGGCACCGAGUGUGACAUCGGAAAGUGGUGCCGUGCAGGGGAGUGUGUGGCGCGCGUGGCCCAGCCGGAGCCCGUGGUGGGGGCCUGGAGCUCCUGGGGGCCCUGGGGAGCCUGCAGUCGAACCUGCAGCAGCGGCGUCAAGGCCAGGCAACGCAAGUGCGAGAGUCCCAGGUCCGGUGGGAAAGGGCAUCAUCAGCAGUGCCCGGGCGUGGGCGUACAGCAUCGGCUUUGUGAGAACCCUGCGUGCCCGCCUGGCACCCCCAGCUUCAGGGAACAGCAGUGCCACACCUUCAACCGCCCAACCCUCAGCUGGCAUGCCGUCAUGGACGAUGAGAGACCCUGCACCCUCUUCUGUUCCUCGUCUGGUAAGGAGCAGCCGACGCUCCUGGCUGAGCGGGUGCUGGACGGCACCUCGUGCGGAACCAUGGAGUCUGGCGUCUGUGCCAACGGGACCUGUCAGAAAGUGGGCUGUGAUGGUAUCUUGGGUUCUCUGGCCCGGGAAGACCACUGUGGCGUCUGCAAUGGGAAUGGGAAGUCCUGUAAGGUCAUCAAAGGGGACUUCAACCAGACUCGAGCAACUGCAGGUUAUGUGGAGGCAGUGGUCAUUCCCAAAGGCGCCCGGCGGAUACGAGUGGUGGAGGAGAAGCCUGCUCAGAGUUACCUAGCGCUGAAGGAUGCGGGUAAGCACUCCAUCAACAGCGACUGGAAGAUCGAACACCCGGGCACGUUCAGCAUCGCUGGCACCACCGUCCACUACGUCCGCAGGGGACUCUGGGAGAAGAUGUCUGCCAAGGGGCCCACCACCUCCCCACUCCACCUCAUGGUGCUGCUGUUCAACGACCAGAGCUAUGGCAUCCACUACGAGUACACCAUCCCCGCGGAGCCAAACCUGGAGCCCAAGGCGCCGGCCGUACCCAAGCCCAGCGAAUUCCUCUUCAUGUGGACCCACGCGGGCUGGGAGGACUGCCAUGUGGUGUGUGGGGGAGGUGAGAGGAAAACUGUGGUUGCAUGCACCAAAAUUGUCAACAAAACCACUAGUGUGGUGGACAGCCGCAAGUGCCGCCACCUGACAAAGCCAGCGCCUCAAGUACGCAAGUGCAACGAACAGCCCUGCCAGACCAGGUGGAUGACCACUGAGUGGACCACGUGCUCUCGUACCUGUGGCAAGGGCUCCCAGAACAGACAGGUGGCCUGCACCCAGCAGCUGGCCAACGGCACGCUGGUUAAGGCCCGGGACCGGGACUGUGCCGGCCCCAAGCCGGCCUCGUCUCAGCGCUGCGAGGGCCAGGACUGCCUGACGGUGUGGGAGGCCGGCGUGUGGUCUGAGUGCUCGGCCAAGUGUGGGAGGGGAGCGCGCCACAGGCUGGUGAAGUGCACUAACCCGCGUAAGAAGUGUGACCUCAGCACGUUGCCCAGGGAGGUGGAGGAGUGUGAGGACUACUCCAAAUGCUACAUCUGGAGGACCGGAGACUGGGCCAAGUGCUCCGUCACCUGUGGCAAGGGGAUGCAGUCGCGGGUCAUCCAGUGCAUGCACAAGAUCACCGGUCGCCAUGGGAACGAGUGUUUCUCUUCGGAGAAGCCGGCGGCCUAUCGCCCCUGCCAACAGCAGCCGUGCAACGAGAAGAUCAACGUCAACACCAUCACCUCGCCACGAUUAGCUGCUCUGACCUUCAAGUGUCUGCGGGACCAGUGGCCGGUGUACUGCAAGGUUAUCCGAGAGAAGAACCUCUGCACGGACAUGCGCUGGUAUCAGCGCUGCUGCGAAACAUGCCGGGACUUUUAUGCACAGAAAAUGCAGCUGCGCAGUUGACGUGUGCUCCCCCACCGCCCCCUCACCCUUGUCCCUA
This is a messenger RNA of Engraulis encrasicolus (European anchovy), 3573 nucleotides long. Its product is annotated as A disintegrin and metalloproteinase with thrombospondin motifs 19-like. The transcript is spliced from 23 exons. The record is from RefSeq and is a predicted model, not a curated record. Lineage: Eukaryota; Metazoa; Chordata; Actinopteri; Clupeiformes; Engraulidae. Gene Ontology annotation, biological process: extracellular matrix organization; proteolysis. Gene Ontology annotation, cellular component: extracellular matrix. Gene Ontology annotation, molecular function: metalloendopeptidase activity. The coding region runs from base 123 to 3536 and encodes 1137 amino acids.